AUGUCUACGUAUAUUGCCGGUGACGAUGUGCAUUUCGACUACGCUAAGCCGGAAGACGUUUGCAAUCAUAGCAAGAGCAGGGCGAAGGAGUCUGCUAGAGGAUCUUCCCCGAGCGUGAGAAACAAUCGUGCAAAUAGCAACGGCGGGGUGAGAAAAUCAACGGGACUCAAGCUGCAAAUGAAACUAAAGAGUCCAGAUGCCGAGUACCCUACCUCCCGCGUGAUACGUCAGGGAACCAAUGGGGAUGUGAUAGUCUCUGAGCUCAAGCAGGAAGUGGAAAAUCCACAAGUCAGACAAAGUGGUAACCACGGGGACAUUUCCAGUGAGACGAUAAACGACGUCGACGUCGAAACAUACUCUACAGACGAAUAUGAAUAUGAUCAAGGCGAAGAUAUCGACGAUAGGGAAACCUAUGACGAUGACGACGAUGACGACGACGACGAUUACGAUAACCAGAAUAGUCAGCAGAAUGACAGGUAUUGCAAUUGUAAUAACCACAAACAUGGAUCACAUCAGCAUGGCUAUCAAGAAUCACAUACGGAUAGCUGGGAGUUGGAGUGCCAGAAACAAAUCAUUCUAUCUCAGUUACGCCAUCCUCCUCAAGGUAAUUAUCUUUGGGAUUGCGACAUAUCUGAAGGGGAAAAAGAGAAAAUUAAACAGUUCUGGUUGAAAUUAUCUGAAGAUAGGAAGAGAGAGAUUGUUGAUGUGAGCAAUGAUGAUGUAAUGAAGAUGAUUCAUGAAGAACAACAGCUCAGUUGUGAUUGCAAAUUCUGUGGCAAUCGCAAACUGAUUCUGGAGAAGGAGCUGGAAAAGCUUUACAGAGAAUACUAUACGCUUCAGAAGUUAGUGCAGAAAGACACAGAUGAAUAUCAGUUGAAUGAGAGAUUAGUGAGUACAUUUUUAGGAAUCAAAGUACCGGAAACCGUUUCCGAGGAAGAAGAAGAAGAGGAGGAAGAAGAAGAACAAGAACAAGGACAAGAACAAGAAGAAGAACAAGAACAAGAACAAGGACAAGAACUAGAAGAAGAACAAGAACAAGACAAAGAUAAAGAUUUUGAGACGAUGCCGAAUGAUGGGAAAAAUGGCACUAAAAGCCAUUUUGAUGAAGUACUUUCUUUAGCAGGCGACAUAAUCAAAAAUGAUGGAAAGAAUUUUAUUCAUAUGAUUGAAAAGCUUGAUAAGACACAUGAUGGGCAUUUGGACAAAACAAUUGACGGAGAUAUGAAUAAAUUGGGAUAUGAAAGAUACAAAGCAAUGUUGGCAGCUUAUCCGAAGCACUUUACCAAAAAGCAAGAGGAAGAAGCACGCAAAAAUUUCGAGCUUUACAUGGAGAUGUCCAAAAAGGGACAUAUGCGGUUGCCAUUUAUGCCAGGGAUGAAGGAGACAGCCCGAGGAAAACCCGACGAAGAGGUUGAAGGUGAAUAUCUAGAUGAUAAUGAAGAGGAUGAAGAUCAAGAUGAAAAGAACAGCAACCGCGACGAAGAAGAAGAAGAAAAGAAGAACAAUGCCGAGCUCGAUGUGGAGGACAACAAAUUCUAUGACGAAGAUGGUGAUGAAAAUGCGCGUGAGGAUGAUGAAGAAAGUCAAUAUACGGAUGAAAAUGAUUAUGAUAGUGAAUACUAUGAGAGAGAAGAAGAAAUUCGCAGAAGGCUGGUUGAAACAAACCGGCUCCUUCAAAUGUCCACAUCAAAGCUUCUUCGUGCCAAUGUCCUACAGGCGUAUAAAGAGAAAGUUGCUGAGGACAGUAGGAAGCAAUUAUUGGAGGAGCUAGAGACAGAAGAAAGGAUAAAGAAGGAGAAAGAAGAGAAAGAGAGAAGAAAGAAGGAGCGGCAAAAAGAGAAGAAACGAUUACAACAAGUGGCUAGAGAAGAAGAGAAGAAGAGAAAGGAAGUUGAAAAGUCAGAGAAGGAGAGACAACAGAAAGAGGAACAGAAACGAAAGGCCGAAGACGGACGAAAGAGAAAGGAAGCAGAGAGAAAGAAAAGGGAAGAGGAGCAGAAAAAAAAGCGAGAAGAGAAACAGAAAAGGAAAGAAGUAGAGCUGGAGAGACUGCAGAAAGAGAAAGAAGAAAGAGAAAGGCUUCAUGGAGAGGAAGAAGAAAAGAAGCUGGCCAAGGCUGAAGCGAAGGCUAAAGCAAAGGUAAGAGCAGAAGCCAAGGCUAUAGCUAAGGCUAAGAUGGAGGCCAAUUCUAAAGUGAGAACAAAAACUAAGGUGGGAAUUGAGGCGGAAAGUAAUUCAGAAAGCAAAGCUAAGAUAGGUCAGAUCAGGCAAACCAAAAUUUCUUCUUCACCUUUAAUGCCCCUUCAGCAGCCCCUUCCUCCAAUGUUACCAUCUCAGGGUGCUCAGGCAGAUUGUCGAUUCACUGGAAGUAGGAUAGUCCGAAAUUCAUCAUCCGGUCCUGCUGCAUUACCUCCUCUGACAAAUGUUCUAGGAGUUUCUAGCCUCUCCGAUUCCUUUACCGCAAAUAUUUCAGGCAUUUCCACUGCAGGCACCAACUCAAACAAUUCGUCAUCCUGGAAGUUAUCAAAUGCGGAUAUUCAAGACCCAUACGAAAGGUCGGCUCUCCCUGAAUUGGGCCUCCCUCUUCCAGGCAGUGACAUUGAUUUGCUUUCGCAGUACCUCUCUAGAGCCUCCGUGGGGGAAACCGGCUCUACAAAUUUGUUAUCCAGACCAUUUGCCGAACUUUCUCCAGCAACAGCAGCCAUCAACACUGCUGCUACUACUGCUGCCACUGCAACUACAGGACAUCCCGCUCCCACUUUAACGCAGCCCUUCUUUAACACCAAUUCGUCCCCUGAGAAGGACAUUUGGAGCAGCAAUACCAGCAACACGGGUACUCCUAUGGGUUCCAAUGCAGCAUUGUCUACUCCUCACAACAACUCCAUCUGGGGUCUUGCCCCCAGUACCACAACCACUGAUUCACCUUCUCCAUGGCUCUCAACCGGCGCCGGUUUGGGAUCUUUUGACCGUGUGACGAUGUUUGAUGCCAGAAAAGUUCAGCUUGAGGUGUUAAAGGCCUCUCCUAACUUACCGAUGGAAAAGAACGCUUUCUAUUCGGUUCCUUUGCUCUAUCACUAUACCAAGUCGUCGCUAUCUGCUGUUUUGCCAAACCUGACUCUUUUGCAGUUUCUGCAGGCUCUUAGUUUCCCUCUCGGUGAUGUGAUCAGCUACUCUUUUGAGCUUGUGAAAGAUGAUCUGGGCAAUGCCAAUUUGGUUAAAAUUGUGAAGCAGGGUCAGCAGCCAACUCCCUUGUUACCUAUACAACAACUACAAGCCACCCAAUCAACACAGCCUACCCAGUUUGGACAGUUUAGUCAGCUUGGACAACUUGGGCAAGCUGGUCAGUCUGGCUUAGCCCAACCCUUUGGAGAUUCUGGCUUGUUCAUGGAUAACUCUUUUUCUCAGUUUGGGAAACCUGGCAUGUCUCCGGAUACCGGUUUUCUGAAUAACACUUGGGGGACAGGACUUCAUUAA
Messenger RNA from Brettanomyces nanus, 3474 nucleotides. RefSeq lists its product as uncharacterized. Bases 1 to 3474 code for a protein of 1157 amino acids. NCBI's taxonomy places the organism in Eukaryota, Fungi, Ascomycota, Pichiomycetes, Pichiales, Pichiaceae. The transcript has a single exon. The record is from RefSeq and is a predicted model, not a curated record.